CUAAUCAAUAGCGAACGUAAUUGACACAAGUGAAAAGUUGAGGUUCUUUUAGAAGACCUCAGUCUAUGACAAGAAAGGGUAUAGAGCGGAGGUGGUCUUGUCACAAACUUGAAUAAUCUUAACAGGAAUACUAUUGCUGAUUAUGACUGAAACUCGGUAUCAUUAACACUAUCUAUUAUAAAGUAUAUAUUUUUGACAUUCUAAUAAGUUUAUAUUCUCAAUACGUAUACAAUGAGUUCGGAUGAUGAGAAAAGUGAUGGAGCGAGCGGAAUGUUCAUGCGAGCAGCAGAUAGAUACCCGAGGACACCAAAAUGUGCCCGAUGUCGGAACCACGGAGUGGUAUCCGCACUCAAGGGUCACAAGCGGUACUGUCGAUGGAGAGACUGUGUGUGCGCCAAAUGCACCCUGAUUGCAGAAAGACAACGCGUGAUGGCGGCACAAGUAGCGCUUCGGCGUCAACAAGCGCAAGAGGAGAAUGAAGCUCGCGAGCUUGGGAUGCUGUAUGGACAAAGUGGACUACUUCAGAUCAACCCCGAAACCGUCAGCAUGUUUCCUGAGGCCAAACAAUACUUAGAUACUAGCAAGGUCAGAGAGGCUCCGGACGACUAUCCUGCAUCUAAAAAGCAGAAGCUUGAAGAUCCUAGGGAAGAGUUCCAACUGGACGCUGCUCGCCCGGACUCUCGAUCCUCUACACCAGAGGGAGUAGACCGCCCUAGGUCUCCGGCUGACUCUGCCGGAUCCCCAGAACCAUCUCCAAGGUCAUGUGACCCUCCAAGCCCAAGAAGUCCCGCCUCCAAAUCUGACUCUAAAUCUCCGUUUGACGAGAGCACCCUCGCGCACUACGGCGGAAACAAACGUCAGCCGAUCGAGAUGCUGUCACGCAUCUUCCCUCACAUGAAGCGAAGCGUGCUUCAGCUGAUUCUACAGGGCUGUGGCGGUGACGUUGUACAGUGUAUAGAGCAAAUUCUCAACAGCCAUGGCGAUGCAAACGUAAUGUCCUCAGCUUUCUCCGGAAGUCCUUUAAUUACUCCUCAUGGUUUAUCCAAUCCACUCGGUGGCCCAUCUCUUAAGUCAGCAUUUUCUCCUAUCGCCUCUUCCAUUGCUAACGCCCAUUCGUUGAACUCCAUUCGUAACGCCUGGGGUAACAUGAGCCGAGGACUGCUAGCUAUGCCCUAUCCACCAACAUUUCCAGGUCUAACGCUGGGUGGUAAUUACUCUGCCUACAGUGGACUCACGACGGACAGUGCAUCUAAACCAUUCCCAUACGCAAUGUACCCAUGCUGUCCGACAAAACCUUUCACCGCUUCAGCCAGCGACAAGUCGGGAUGCCUUGGUGAAUGAGGGACACGAUUGGGCGGACAUCUUUAACUUGAAAGGGGUGCUGAUUCAAAUGGCGCCUGUAAGGACGGAGCCUGAGAAUAUGUCCCAUAACUUUACUCUUGUCUCAAAGAUAAAGGAACAUUCUAUAUGCUCGUUGCGUAAACAUUGAACAAGUGCGUAUGUUGUGCUUGUCGAAUGUACCAGAAGUGUUCAGCUCUUUCCGAAGAUACAGACUCUUUUAUUAGGAAGAGGUCCUACCGAAACACCACAUGGAAGUCAGAUGAACCUUUUAUCGUUAUUUCAAAUACCGAAAGCACAGGUCUUUUUUGUGUAAAAUCAACUAAAAGCUGGCACGAAUAUAGAUUUAAGAAAGCUACCGAGGACUCGCAGAUAUGAACGAAAACAAUUGAGGACUAUCACACAAAUAAAUACGGAAAAUGCCAAGAAAUGACAUGAAAAUAUAGGAAUGCUACCGAGAGAUAUCAUGUUCAUGUAUGGCAGUAACCGUGAACAGCCUGUACUUGUUCACGGAAGUACAAAAGGACUAGUGAUAAUGGCAACCCAAAUGUCUCUUAUUAAGACAAUGAUACAAUUAUGAGUAUAUUUAUCAAUAAUGACUGAAUCUGGAACAUAGAUUUGAUGUGUAUACAUGUUUUAUAUAGCUAUUUAUUCCCAUUAUUUAUAAAUAUGUAAUACCAAAUGCUGUAAGGAGGCAAAAUGUAUCAUAUUUGCAUGUGUGGUCUUUAUUAUAAAUGUUUGUGAAACUGAAUCCAGAAAAAAACCAUAAAUAUGAUUCCACUUGAUGUUAGUUAACACAUGUACAUCUAAAACACAGAUUGACAAUUGUGCAAUACUAGUGUAUGCUGAUGUGACCCGAACAUAAGUAUUUAUUAUAAUUUGAAGCAUUAAGUCAAUCACGUAUCAAAGUCAUGGUCACAAAGAAAUUGUUGAGGUGAAAUGUGUUACCAUUGUAUUGUAUCAUUGUUACAAGUCACGUUUAUUUGUUCAAUUGUAAAAACAAAUGAAGUUAUAUUUUCCUGAUUAAAUUACUGAAGAAAUGAAAUGUAA
This is a messenger RNA of Mizuhopecten yessoensis (Yesso scallop), 2388 nucleotides long. Its product is annotated as doublesex- and mab-3-related transcription factor A2-like. The transcript has 2 exons. Gene Ontology annotation, molecular function: protein binding; RNA polymerase II cis-regulatory region sequence-specific DNA binding; DNA-binding transcription factor activity, RNA polymerase II-specific. Gene Ontology annotation, cellular component: nucleus. Gene Ontology annotation, biological process: sex differentiation; regulation of transcription by RNA polymerase II. The coding region runs from base 232 to 1341 and encodes 369 amino acids. Lineage: Eukaryota; Metazoa; Mollusca; Bivalvia; Pectinida; Pectinidae. The record is from RefSeq and is a predicted model, not a curated record.